Messenger RNA from Mycena citricolor, 735 nucleotides. The record is from the annotation of a GenBank genome assembly. NCBI's taxonomy places the organism in Eukaryota, Fungi, Basidiomycota, Agaricomycetes, Agaricales, Mycenaceae.
AUGUGUGACCUGUUGAUCACCUGCUCCCAGACACUAUGCCAUCUGGACUACGAAGGAUGGGCUCCUCUUGAGGAUAGCGAACCCGAGGAACGCACAGUUACCCUCCCGGUCCUCCGGAAUUUGCGCCUGGCCUUCAUCGACGAUAUCGCCGCGCUGGCUUCGUGCAUAGUGGCCCCGGCACUCCUCAACUUCACGCUCCACGAUGUGCUGUUUUGCCCCACCCUGCUGCCUGUGGUGGACCGUCGAGCUGCGACGUUGCGAGACGAGAUAGCGGCAGUUUUCGAUUCAUUAGGUCGCUCCAGCUGCACCACUGUCACGAGAUUGCGCCUCGUGGGGCUCGGGCAUUGCCAACGCUCCGACGUGGACACCUUUUUUGACCGGAUGCCCAAUCUCACUGACCUAGAGAUCUCGCUGUGCGACCGCGUCUACCAGGAAGCACUGUUCCAACCCGAAUCCUGUUUUCGUCUGCCCCGGAUCGUGUUCCCCAUUCUCUCAUCUUUGACGACUACCCUCGUUCGACCCACGGAUCUCGCGCGCUUCCUGUUGCGACACAAAACCCUGGCAUCAGCAGUAAAGCCGUUGAAGAAGCUCGACGUUACGCAAAAACAGAUUGCUGAUGCCUACGCUCGCCCCGGAAUUUGCUCAAUUCUGGCAGUGGUACUGGAGAUGAGUCGUAAAGAGGGAAUGUUGGUGUCGGCCACCCAGGAUCCGCGCAUUUAUGUAGUCGAAUAUUGA